Messenger RNA from Pseudoliparis swirei, 4589 nucleotides. RefSeq names its product calcium-independent phospholipase A2-gamma-like. Gene Ontology annotation, biological process: arachidonate metabolic process. Gene Ontology annotation, cellular component: membrane. Lineage: Eukaryota; Metazoa; Chordata; Actinopteri; Perciformes; Liparidae. The transcript is spliced from 9 exons. The record is from RefSeq and is a predicted model, not a curated record. Bases 251 to 2974 code for a protein of 907 amino acids.
GCCCCUCAGCCCAGCUCCACCAAUAGUACUGCAGAAGAGAAAGGUUGAAUUAAGUAUCAAAAGAUAUAGUGCGUCUGACCAUUUAAAAAAAAUGGUGUACUGGAUUUAAAAAACAGAGACUUGGCUGAAGAGGAAUUGCGAAGACAGAAGAACUUGGUGUUGUGUUUAAGAUUCCUGUUGAAAAUGCUCCUACGGCCAAAAUCAACGCAAGUUCAAGAGUGAGAUUUGGAUUACACCUUGCAGGUCAAUCAUGGGUCGCUACCUCAGCACCAACUUGUGUUCAAGUUCAGUGAACAAAACAAUGAGAACAUAUUGCAAAGUUAGGUACCUAAUGAGCCUCCUUAGAAAGUACCCUCAUCUGGCUAAUGCAACACUCGGCCUGGACCUCCACAGAUAUUACCUGCUAUCACCUCCUCAUCUCUCCAGAUUUACAAGAAAAGGUGUAUUCAACCAUUCAAAUGACAGUGCUGCAGGCUCUGCUUCCAACAACUUCCUCCGAGAUAAUACCAAAGAACUGAAUCAUCUCCAGGUGGUGCGUUUUUACUCGUCUUCCAAUAGGAAUACAUUCAAACCUGACGCUCCGAUUGGGAUCCUCGAGGAGGCUGACACUGGUUUACUUUUGAGUUCACUGGGAGGACGUCUUGGUCAAUCAUUUAAGAGGAUGUCCAAACACAUCAAUAUUUAUUUCAAGAGAAAGGAGGUUUCCCUCGCUGAAAAUGCCAUCCUUGUCGUCGCAACUCCAGAAUGUCUUGAAAGUUCAAAGAGGCGUUGUCAAAGUCAAACAGCAGCCACAGGGCAAAAUAUAUCAGGUGCAGACACAAUGCAGACUGUGAAAAAAGAUAACCAGAAUACCUCAGGAAUGAGUCCUUCAACACAAAGAAACUUUGAACUGCAACUAUUUCACAUCAGCUCUUUGGCGACAGCAUUUGGGGAGAGCUACAAUUACAUUGCUGGUCACAUUAACUCGGCCUUCUCUCCCGAUUUGACAAAAGUUCAAAUGCAGGAGAAUUUGGACACCAUGUCUUCCACAAGAAGGAAAAACAGAAAGCUGAAGAAGAGACAAACACAAAACACUUACAUCAUGAAGUCGAAAGAAGCUGAAACGUCUCCAGUCAAAUCAGGUGCCGAUCAGCCAACACUGGAAACAAACAAUAUCUCCAGCAGCUGGGAGGAGGGCUACCUCCAUUUUGCCAGACAUAUCAAUUCAUACUUUGGUGCCACAGUUACCAAAGAAGUUAAUCAAGAUCAGAUAAGGAAGGAACAACUUUCUGAAGAAAAUAGCACUUACAAAAAACACUUUUCAGUACAAUCUACCUCACAAACCCAGGGUGCCAUAUCACAAUUGAAGCAAGACAAACCUACCAUCCAUGGAACAGGAGGCCUUUUUCACAGCAGCUCUAAUACCACUAACUUCGGAGAGAACUAUUUCCAAACGGCCAGCCACAUAAAUCAGUAUUUUAAAGGUCAAAGUGGAUUGGAGGAAGACACUGAUGGAAAUCUCUUAACAGAGAUGGAUCCUGGAUCUGCUACCUCUGAGAGACUUAAGACUGUGUCCUUCAUGGACUGCCUGUACAACCCCACAACUGCCAUCCCUGACUUGCUAGGCGCUUAUCUGAAACUCGGCCCUUUGACUCAGACCCGUAAGCCUGCUAUGACGUCGCCAGAGACAAUGCUGGCUAAAAAGCUGGUAUUGAGUCAGAGGCAGGCAAUGAAAGUGACAUCGGGGCUGAUCGGCACUCUGUCACAGGCUUUGUCUCCCGAAGCUCUGGCUGCCUGCGUGGAGGCACUCAAUGAACACCUCAUCCGUUACCCAUCAUGCAAAGCUUUAAUGUGGCAGGAAAGAACGGCAGUCACAUUGUUGAAAAAGCGACGGACCCACCGAGAUAACCAGGUGCUUCAGAGCGCGUUAAGAGAAAGCUUGGCUCAAAUCGGCUAUGUGGACCCGGUCAAAGGUCGUGGCAUAAGAGUACUCUCAAUUGACGGUGGUGGCACAAGAGGUGUGGUGCCUUUGCAGGUAUUAAAGCUACUGGAAGCUGAAACAGGCAAGAAGAUCCAUCAGCUGUUUGACUACAUCUGUGGCGUGAGCACAGGUGCCGUUCUGGCCUUCAUGCUGGGUCUUGCUCAUUUCUCUAUUGAGGAGUGUGCGGACAUGUAUCGUCGUUUUGGCUCUGAAGUGUUUCGGCAGAACCCGCUGGUCGGCACUGUGAAGAUGGGCUGGAGUCACUCUUACUAUGACACCGAGACCUGGGAGACAAUACUACGAGAAAAGCUAGGAAAUAGAGUACUUAUCAAAACCGCCGGCGAUGAGUUGAGUCCCAAGGUUUCAGCAGUCAGCGCUGUGGUAAACUGGGGUACCAGUCCAAAGGCCUUCGUCUUCCGCAACUACAACCACAAACCAGGCUCUCUCAGCCGCUACGCAGGAGGCUCAGCUUUCCAGAUGUGGCAGGCAGUGCGAGCAUCAUCAGCCGCCCCAGGAUACUUCCGGGAGUUUCCCUUACAGAGUGACAUUCACCAGGAUGGAGGAAUCAUCUUGAACAAUCCCUGUGCCUUGGCUGUUCAUGAGAGCCGUCUAUUGUGGCCCAACCAGCCCUUCCAGUGUGUGCUGUCCCUGGGCACUGGUCGCUAUGACAAUGCAAAAAAGGGACCUACCACCUCCACCAGCCUGAGGGCCAAAAUCAGCAACCUGAUCUGCAGUGCUACUGACACUGAAGGAGUCCACACCCUUUUGGACGAGUUGUUGGCUCCAGAUGUGUACUUCCGCUUUAACCCCAUGUUAAGUGCUCUGGUGUCCCUGGAUGAGAGUCGGCCACAGGCCCUGGACCAGCUACAGAGAGACACUCAGAACUACCUGGAGAGAAACCGGUCCAAAGUGGCAAGACUCUGUUUGGUGCUCGGGGCGGAGCGCUCAGCUGCGAGCAGGACAAAGGACUGGAUGAGUGAGAGGGCCUGGGAGAUGAAGCAGAGAUGGGUGUGAGUACGUACAAUAUGAGGUAUGUGUACGCAGAAAUGCAUACCCAGAACACACUGAUACCCAUUGGACUAGGUGGUAAUUUUCAGAAACUUUUGCGCCGUGGCUAUAUGGAUAGCAAUGUCAAUCUGUCAGUUUGCCCACCAUAUUGGACAGAGUAAUUUAUAUGAUCAACUAUUGAAUUGAUUGCCAUUCAAUUGUGUACAGACAUUCAUGGUCACAAGUGUCACGAGGUGCGUGGUGAGGCAAAAGCUCAGGCACAAAGGAAAAAGGCCGGUGUGUAGGUACAAUGAAACAAAUAAUACUCUUUUACUGAGAAAAAGUCACGAGGAACUCAAGCUGGAAGGGGAAGUGAAACACAGGAUUUAAAAAGGGAAUUUACAACAGGAAUUAAGGACAGGAAUCAACGACAGGACUAAACAACACGUACCAACGACAGGACUAAACAACAACAAUCUGAUAGUGGACAAAGGAAAUAAUGGGAGUAUAUAUAUAAGGGGGGAAACCACAGGUGUAGGGCAUGAGCAAUCAGGGAGGCAGAGGAGUGGCUGAGGGCAGGUGAAGCCAAUGAGCAAUCAAGAGACACUGGGGAGACAGACACAGAACUAACAGGGUGUUACGUCGAGAUGAGGCCUCAUUGAAUUUGGUGAUCGCCAUUAGCCCAACCAAAUCAAACCAAUCUAAAAUGGAUUGCCCUAAAACCUGGUGCAGACAUUCAUGUCCGUCUCUGAAUGAAUUGCAUUUAUGUUGUUGAUCUAAUGCAAUUAUCAGGUCAACAUUUAGAUUUCUUUCAAUGCUAAUUUCAAAACUAAAAACAUUCCUACCAGCCUCUGUUCUGUUUUAUGUUUAGUCCUAAUUAGAUAAUUGUAUUUUGCUAAUUACGAAACUAAGAUGGUGAACAAUGUGAACAUUAAACCUGGCAAACAUAUGCAUGUUAUUGUGAGCUGGUACAAUAUACCAGAGGCACUUGUGUGAUAUAUAUGGCGUGUCUACACUUUUUAUUCGCAUAAAUAUAAAUGAGAGCCAAUAGUUUAGUAAUGCCUCAAGUCUCUUUGGUUCUGCUUUAUAUGCUACAGCGAUUGUGUGUUGGCCUCUGAAUUGUUGAGGGUCUAUUUGUGAUCCCAGUUGUCUUUGCUCAUUGCAUUUCUCUGUCAUUUGCAUCUGUUGUUGUGAAACUUGGACCCUUGCCAAAAAUAUGUGAUGUACAGUUUGCGGCUGAAUUGUUCCACCCCCCUUCAGAGAGGGUUGAACAAUCACAGAGAAACCUUUCAAGUCAGCAUAAGACAAUUUAUAGAUAAAAUAGAGUCACGAAGAAGCCAGAUAGUUGUUAUAAUGCAAUAAGAUGUUUCGGCUGUUAUGUCCACUUCCUGUUGUACAUGCAUCAACAAGCCUCACAUAUAGCACGUUAAUGCACUUUAUUUAAAUAAUGCUUUGUGUAAUUUGCACAUGUGACAUAAUAAUCUGAAUAUUAAUAUUAAUGUUGCACUUCUCAGUGUGGUUGAAUGUGAUAUAAGCUAUAUAAUACGUGUAUGUGACAUCACAGAUAAAGUAGUGUAUUAUUGUGCAAAUGAACAUUGUUUCAUUGUGUCAUUUGAAUAAAUGAAUAUUUAUAAAAACUUUU